Cucurbitaria berberidis CBS 394.84 is the source of this 1128-nucleotide messenger RNA. Its product is annotated as Septin. Lineage: Eukaryota; Fungi; Ascomycota; Dothideomycetes; Pleosporales; Cucurbitariaceae. Gene Ontology annotation, cellular component: cytosol; septin complex; cell division site. Bases 1 to 1128 code for a protein of 375 amino acids. Gene Ontology annotation, molecular function: GTPase activity; GTP binding; molecular adaptor activity. Gene Ontology annotation, biological process: cytoskeleton-dependent cytokinesis. The transcript is spliced from 6 exons. The record is from RefSeq and is a predicted model, not a curated record.
AUGUCUUCGGCGCUCAACAAGACGCGCAGAAAGAAGAAUGUCAAGAAGGGAAUCCAGUUCUGCCUGAUGGUAUGCGGUGCCUCAGGGACAGGCCGGACAACUUUUGUGAACACGCUCUGCGGCAAGCAGGUUCUCGGCCACAAGGAGGUCGACGAUCCUACCGUUGCUCACGUCGAAGAAGGCGUCAAGAUCAAGCCCAUCACCGUCGAGCUCGAUGAGGAGGGCACUCGCAUCUCGCUCACCAUUGUCGACACACCCGGAUUCGGAGACCAGAUCGACAACGAGGCUAGCUUCUCAGAGAUCGUCGGAUACCUCGAGCGACAGUACGAUGGCAUUCUCGCCGAGGAGUCGCGUAUUAAGCGUAACCCCCGAUUCCGCGACGAUCGUGUACACGUCCUCUUGUACUUCAUCACACCGACUGGUCACGGUCUCCGAGAACUUGACAUUGAGCUCAUGAAGCGCCUGUCUCCCCGCUGCAACGUCAUCCCUGUCAUUGGCAAAGCUGACUCGCUUACACCGGCUGAGCUGGCCGAGUCCAAGAAGCUCGUCAUGGAGGACAUCGAGCACUACCGCAUUCCCGUGUACAACUUCCCGUACGACAUCGAGGAGGAUGAUGAAGACACUGUUGAGGAAAACGCCGAGCUCCGUGGUCUCAUGCCUUUUGCCAUUGUUGGUUCCGAAGACAUCGUUGAGAUCAAUGGCCGACGGGUACGGGCACGACAGUACCCCUGGGGCAUUGUCGAGGUCGACAACCCGCGUCAUUCAGAUUUCUUGGCAGUGCGAAGUGCGCUCCUUCACAGCCAUCUUGCCGAUCUCAAGGAAAUCACCCACGACUUCCUGUACGAAAACUACCGUACCGAGAAGCUCAGCAAGAGCGUCGAGGGUGGUGCUGCUGCUGACUCGUCGAUGAACCCUGAGGAUCUUGCCAGCCAGUCUGUGCGCUUGAAGGAGGAGCAGCUACGACGCGAGGAGGAGAAGUUGCGCGAAAUCGAGGUUAAGGUGCAGCGAGAGAUCAACGAAAAGCGACAGGAGCUCUUGGCCCGCGAGAGCCAGCUCAAAGAGAUCGAAGCCCGCAUGCACAGGGAACAGAGUGGCCAACUGCAAGACCACGACGCCGAGGAGGCUUAA